Molecule: messenger RNA, 1541 nt
Organism: Lepisosteus oculatus (spotted gar)
Lineage: Eukaryota; Metazoa; Chordata; Actinopteri; Semionotiformes; Lepisosteidae
Product: low density lipoprotein receptor adapter protein 1
Source: RefSeq, a predicted model, not a curated record
UAAUUUCAUAGUACCAUUAUCAGAGGCAGCCAGCCUGUACUACACCCUACCGGCUGUUUCGUGGCUCAGCCCUUCAUUCACAGUCGCUUCUGGCGCUUCUGUACCUUUCUUAUCAAUCUGUAACGGGAAAGAGUCUUAAACCUAGUGUGGACCGAUAUUUCGCCAUGGAUGCUUUGAAAUCAGCCGGUAGAGCAAUAAUCAAGAGCCCCGGAGUACCACGGCACACAUGGGGUACCUCCAAGCACGAAAAACUUCCCGAGAACUGGACAGAUACGAAAGAGACUCUUCUGGAAGGCAUGGCGUUCAGUGUGAAAUACCUGGGAAUGACCCUUGUGGAACAGCCCAAGGGGGAGGAGAUGGCUUCAGCAGCUAUCAGAAGGAUAGUUUCCAUGGCUAGAGCCAGUGCAAAAAAGUUUCGGAAAGUAACGUUGACAGUUUCUCCGAAAGGGAUCAUCCUGACAGAUACGGACACCAAUGAACUAAUUGAAAAUGUCUCCAUAUACAGAAUUUCCUAUUGCACUGCAGACAAAGCUCAGGACAAGGUGUUUGCCUAUGUUGCCCAGAGCCAGUUUAAUGAGACACUGGAAUGUCAUGCCUUUCUCUGUCCCAAAAAGAAAAUUGCCCAAGCAGUAACUCUGACUGUUGCUCAGGCCUUCAAAGUUGCCCUGGACCUCUGGGAACUUGCACAAGAAGACAAAAGCAAGAAGGUCCACCCAUGCUGCUCCUGCUCAGAAAUGGACUCCAAACGUGAACCGAAAAGCCACUGUGUCUCAGACUUAGAAACAAACAAAGGCCUAAGCGAAGAAGAAAAGUUAAAGAAGCCUUUUUUCUCCUCAUCUUUUCACUCCAAGUCACAGCACAACAGCCCGGUCCGAAGACCACCUAUAAAACAAGACUCAUGGACUGGCAGAGUCCCGGACCAGAACGGAGUCUUAAGAUGCAGCUAUAAACUUCAUUGUGACUCAGGAGAAUCAGCUUCAGAACCGCAGAGUGUCCCAUCCAUGGGCUCUGAUGAUCCCAGAUGAAGAAAACAGAGACUACAGAAAUGCAAGGGGAACUCAGUUUUCCAUAGAUAGAAGGGAGAUGCCCAGUUUUAAGUAGUACGUUCAAUGAGGCAAAUAAAACUGGGCACAGGUAUGUCCUGUGUUACCUUCUGGAAUUGCUAAGACAUAUUUUGCCUAGAUCUUCUAUAAUACAGUGAGAGUGUGCACUGAAGACACACACAAUGUAAGUCAUGGAGGCAGAUUUGUUUCAUGGAACUGAUUUGUCUUCUGUUGUAAUUAUACUGUUUUGCCUCAAGCUAUUGUCCAUAAGAGGGUUCAUCUCCUAAAAAAUGCAGUGUUAUGAAAGCAGCCUUGGGGUCGAUUACUAUCAUCAAGCUCAUCUAAAUUACUCUUUUCUUAGCUGUACAUUACAAGAAUUUUAGCAACACUGUAUAUCAAACUCCAAUGUGAUUUUAUUGCAAGUCCUUUGUUUUCCAUUGUGUCCUAUUAAGAUGAUAAAUUACAACAUGAAAUAAUAAAUUCCUGGAUAAAAACUGC